AUGACCAGAGACUCUUUCAGGAAUCACAUACAUCGGGGCGGUCACCCUAGGCUCGGCGACGUCGACCUUUCCAAAUAUGAUGUUGAUUCUUGGGUGGAAUUCGGCCUGGGUAAAGAGUUCAUCCGCGAGCUAUGGGAAGGCUGGCAAAAACUGUACAACGAACCAUACCGGGGCAUCACUGCCGACGGUCAGAUACAGCCUGAUCUCUAUUCUAUUCGAGCACAGGGUGCACCUGUCGACAAGAUGGUCGAAGCAGCUCGCUCCCUGGUCAAAGAAGCUGACCGAUUUCACCUUUCUCAGAAACUGCGCUAUCCGGUCGACGCCGACGAGUGGCGGUGCUGGAUGAACCCUGAGUUCAGUUUUCACAGACACGGCGUCCGAUUCGAAAAGCACGACGAAGAAGUCUGGGUGGCGUCGCUGCGGUUGGUCCAAGCAUCACUCUCGGAUAGGGGCUACGAAGAUGUCCUGGCUGCGAUGAGGACCAAUGCCUUCCUCGGAGGCCUCGUUGGGGCAUCUCAACUGAUGAACGAGCGAAGCUACAGUUUCAUCUUGUUCGUAGAGCCCUCGACUACCGGGCCCUGGGGGUGGUCGAUCUGGGGUCAUCAUUUGACCUUCUGCGUCUUUGUUCUGGGCACCCAGAUGGUUGUCUCACCCGUGUUUCGUGGCUGUGAACCGAACGAGGUGGAUCAAGGUCCAUAUCAGGGCACUGAAAUGUUUACGCAGGAGAUGCGACUUGCCAGUCGAGUGAUGGAGGCUCUGUCCGCGGCAGAGAGGAGUCAGGUCGUCGUCUAUGAUCGCUUAGAGCAUCCUGGUAUGCCCGAAGGAUUUCCUCAUCCCGCAGAUGGAAGGAACCUCGCGGGCGCAUAUCAAGAUAAUGCCAUUGUCCCCUACCGUGGAGGAAAAGUUGUCAAAUUCUCGCAACAAGCCCAACAAGCAGUCUGGGACUUGGUAGAGAGAUCUAUCGAUUUCCUCCCAGAAGGACCGUUGAAUGCAAAGAUGGAUGAUGUGAGACGGCAUACGGACGACACUUGGUUCAUGUGGAUGGGAGGAUACAGCGAGGAUGAUGUCUUCCAUUUCCGCAUCCACAAUCCCGUCCUGCUCUGUGAGUUUGAUCAUGAGUGCGGCAUGUGGUUGACAAAUGGCCCCCCUGGUCGUUUUCAUGUUCAUACCGUGGUGAGGACGCCUAAUGGCAAUGAUUAUGGGAGGGAGCUCCUGCGACUGUGGAGGUGCAUUCCACAACAAGUCAAGUAA
This is a messenger RNA of Cladophialophora psammophila CBS 110553, 1251 nucleotides long. RefSeq lists its product as uncharacterized. NCBI's taxonomy places the organism in Eukaryota, Fungi, Ascomycota, Eurotiomycetes, Chaetothyriales, Herpotrichiellaceae. The transcript has a single exon. The coding region runs from base 1 to 1251 and encodes 416 amino acids. The record is from RefSeq and is a predicted model, not a curated record.